AUGUGGCGUCAACGAUUUUUAUUUGACAUGCCAUCUCCAAUUGUUACUUCUUCAAAUCUCUUAGAAUUACAUAUUUGGAUGACUCAUUUCACUGAUUUGCUUUAUUUACUUGAUGGACGUUUUAAUCAACUUCAUACAUUUCAUGUUAAUAUCUUGAUCAUUAAAUGCACCAGUUCAACAAUUCAUAGUGGGGAAAAAUUACCUAAUCUAAGAUGUUUUUCGCUAUGUUCUGUGAUGCGUAUACAUUUUUAUGAUGAAUUAAUUGUACCACUUCUACAUCGAAUGUUGAAUUUAGAAAAACUUGAUUUACAACUUGAGCUCGAUCGUAAUAAAGGAUUCAUUAAUGGGAUUGAUUUAAAAGAAAAUAUUAUCAAUUAUAUGCCAAGAUUAAAUAAAUUUACAUUUAAUAUUCGUUUAUUCAAUCGUCUUCCUAAUCAAAUUAAUUUACCUUCAAAUGAAGAUAUUUAA
Molecule: messenger RNA, 468 nt
Organism: Rotaria sp. Silwood2
Lineage: Eukaryota; Metazoa; Rotifera; Eurotatoria; Philodinida; Philodinidae
Source: the annotation of a GenBank genome assembly